CUCGUCCAUCCACUAAGUUUGGCUUUUGCGAGCAGCCGUCGCUCGCAAGCCCGGAAGUAACCGGGAACUGGCAACUUUGUCUCUACCACUCCAAGAGGUGGCUCGCCUGCGGUUUUUUUUCGCUGUUUGCGAACCCAGAUCUGAAGAGAUUUCCUGGAUGUGGAGUGUGGCUUUCCAAAACCACCUUUUCCUUGUGCUGUAUUUCUUGCAACAAUGUUUAGGAGAUUGACUUUUCCGCACCUGCUUUUUACCACUAUCCUUGGAAUUGCUGGAGGAAUAUAUAUUUUUCAACCAGUAUUUGAACAGUAUGCCAAAGAUCAGAAGGAAUUAAAGGGGCAGUCGGUGCAAGAAUCAGAAGAGAAGAAAAGUUAGUACUACAUGGAGUUAGGCCAGGCGUGGUGGCUCACUCCUGUAAUCCCAGCACUUUGGGAGGCCGAGGCGGGUGGAUCACGAGGUCGGGAGUUUGAGACCUGCCUGAAACCCUGUCUCUACUAAAAAUACGAAAAUCAGCCGGGCUCGGUGGUGUGCACCUGUAAUCCGAGCUGCUCAGGCGGCUGAGGUAGGAGAGUCACUCGAACCUGGGAGAUGGAGGUGGCACUGAGUUGAGAUCACGCUGCUGCACUCCAGCCUGGGCGACCGAGCGAGACUCCAUCUCAACAAAAGAAAACAAAUACUUCAUGAAGUUGAACCGUAAUAAUUGCUUAAAGUUCCAUUGUAAUUAUUUUAACUUUAAUCUAACAAAAACAUAGAUAUAUUUAAAAAUAAAUCAUGGAUAAUGAUUUUUUAACCUAA
This is a messenger RNA of Rhinopithecus roxellana (golden snub-nosed monkey), 792 nucleotides long. RefSeq names its product PIGB opposite strand 1 (gene PIGBOS1). The record is from RefSeq and is a predicted model, not a curated record. Lineage: Eukaryota; Metazoa; Chordata; Mammalia; Primates; Cercopithecidae. The coding region runs from base 214 to 372 and encodes 52 amino acids. The transcript is spliced from 2 exons.